Ustilago hordei is the source of this 1176-nucleotide messenger RNA. RefSeq lists its product as uncharacterized. Gene Ontology annotation, molecular function: hydrolase activity. Lineage: Eukaryota; Fungi; Basidiomycota; Ustilaginomycetes; Ustilaginales; Ustilaginaceae. The record is from RefSeq and is a predicted model, not a curated record. Bases 1 to 1176 code for a protein of 391 amino acids. Gene Ontology annotation, cellular component: P-body. The transcript has a single exon.
AUGUCUUCGUCAAACAGCAGCUCAACAUGCACGCCAAAGGUUCUGAUGGUGAACGACGAUGGCCCGCCCUCCUCGUCUUCACCGCACAUUCUCGGUCUCUACGAAGAGCUCACUGCGCUCGGGUGGGAUGUCAGCGUCGUCCUUCCCUCUUUUCAAAAGUCAUGGGGCUCCAUGCAGUUCUCGCUCCAAGGACCCGUCGCAUACUGGUACUACUAUCCGCUCAAGGACAACUUUGAUGGUAAGCACCCUGGCACAGCCGAGUCAUGGUCUGCUACUCGUCGACCGAUCAACCGCGAACGAGGCGAGAUUGCAGAAUGGGUCCUCAUCGAUGGCUCGCCAACCACUGCCUCCAACUCAGGACUGUUCAAUCAGAAUGCAUUCUUCGGAGAGACAGAAGAGCAGAGAGAGGCACCCGCUAGCACCACGACGCCAUUUGACUUGGUCGUCUCGGGACCCAACUUUGGCAGGAACACAGGCACAGCAUUCGCGUUGUCGUCUGGUACAUUAGGUGCUGCCUUGGCUUCUUCAUUAGCUGGAGUCAAGAGCAUCGCUGUCUCGUUCGGCCACUUCACCGCCAAUCCACCAACUCUCGUCGAUCGCUCCAAGGCAAGAGGUCCUGGUCUCCAACCAACGGAGUUGCGGAGCAUCGCAGCACAGGCCAACAAGCUCUCAGCUGACCUCAUCCAGCGCCUGUACGUCAACUGGGACAAAGAACCCGACGUAGGAUGCUACAGUAUCAAUGUUCCGCUCUGCGAGACAGUCACAAAGCCCGAGGUCGUCUGGACGCGCAUCUGGGAGAAUCGCUACGGUCCACUCUUUGCUGCCGAGUCCACGGCCAAAUAUCUGGCUCCACCAGCUCCACAACCUCCAACAGCACCGAAACCGGAAAAUGUACUCCACUUUGCACCCAACAUGGCAUCCCUGCUCGGUCCAAAGAAGCUACCUGAAGGAACAGACGUGUGGGCUAUCCUCAACGGUUUCAUCAGCAUCACGAGGUUGAGACCUAACUUCAUGGAGGUGGACAAGGAUGGAAGAGGGCUGGAUGUGCCCAAGAUUGCUACUGGCGAAGAGGUGAAGCAGCAGGGACAGACGAAUGCGGCUCAGACGGAUGCUCAGCCAGCCCUUGAGCAGAACUUGCAAGAUGGUCAGGAGGUCGGUAAACGAUGGCGUCUGUAG